Messenger RNA from Phytophthora nicotianae INRA-310, 645 nucleotides. RefSeq lists its product as hypothetical. NCBI's taxonomy places the organism in Eukaryota, Oomycota, Peronosporomycetes, Peronosporales, Peronosporaceae. The record is from RefSeq and is a predicted model, not a curated record. The coding region runs from base 1 to 645 and encodes 214 amino acids. The transcript is spliced from 3 exons.
AUGACCGCUCCCGCACCGAGCUCGAAGUGGACCGUGGCCGCACCGCUCGACUCGCGCAAACGCACCAUACGUCCAACCACCUCCGACAGCUACGGGGACUGGACUCUGGAUCAACUCAAGCUUGAUAACACUCGCAAACAAGACCGUGUGGAACUACUAAAAGCAUGGGACUCAAACAAAGAAGCCGUUCAAGCUCUGGUUGUUCGUCAACGCAAGCGAUCCAAAGGGGUAAGUGAAGAAGAGGAGAGACGCAGCGCUGGCUGCAUGUUUCGGCUCAUUAACGUACUCUUUUCUGAUCGGUUUUUCGACUCGUUCCUGACUUCCGGAAAUUUGCUCCCGCGUGACGUCCUCGAUGACGGAGGCUCCACCUUUUGGUUUGAUGUGGCAAAUGCAUUUGCCUCAGAUACCACUGAGUACGACACAUUGAUCUCGGGCGACGCUGUCUUUGAAGACAUCGACACCUCCUCGCACAUGGUACAUUCGGCAGUCAAGUUGAAGAGGAUGUCUAAGGAGGUUAGCAGCCACUUUGCGAGAGCUGAAGCUGCAGAAGUUGGCCACGUACUUGCUGAAUGCUUGGAAAAGAAGAAGAUGCUGGAAUCAAACAUCAACGAGCUGGAGUCCGAAAUCAUCAACGGGUUACGCUAG